This is a messenger RNA of Closterium sp. NIES-65, 2217 nucleotides long. The record is from the annotation of a GenBank genome assembly. NCBI's taxonomy places the organism in Eukaryota, Viridiplantae, Streptophyta, Zygnematophyceae, Desmidiales, Closteriaceae.
AUGUCGGACCGGGGCGAGGGUUUCACGAGUGUGGACGUAGGGUCGAACGGUAUGCCUGUUGUGUGUAACUCGCGCGGCUGCCGCCCCGUGCUUCUUAACGACCGCUUCCGCGACUGGAACGGCCGCCCAAAAUCCGUGCCGCGCUGGCCGAUGGACGGCGUGGGGCGCGGGGAAGUUGGCGGCGAGGCGGGCGCGGUAGCUGGCGGAGAGGGGGUGCGCGGGUUGGAGGUGGAGGCGGGAGGAAGGGGGGAAAUGACGGCGAUGGGCAGAGCGAACGGGGGUGAUGUCAGAGCGAAUGGAUUUGCUUACCGUCACCAUGGCCAGGGGGGAGAGAGCGCGACGGGGCAUUCGACGGGGCACGCGGGGGUCGCACAAGAUCCUUGGCACGGCGUGGGGGGAGCAACCUCUUCCGCCUCCGCCUCCGCUUCCGCAGACGACGAUAACCACCUGCGCGGUUCUCUCCCCCCCGGGUUCCACAGUCCCAGCGCGCCCUGGGUUCCGCCUGACGUUCCCGUCGCGCGUGACGGCGCCGCCCCACACCGCGGGGACCUCGAUCUUUCCGCGCCAAAUCUCCGAGUGCCUGUGGUGGUUCCCCCGCUGGUGGCGGUCGGUCGGCGCGCGCAAGGGCCCAUGACAAGCGGUCUCCCCGCUUUCGACAGCGGCGGCAGCGGUAAUAGCAGCGGCGGAGGCGAUGAGUACGUGGGCGGCAGGGCGCUCGGUCACGAUGGCGCGAGUGAGAUAUUGAUGGACGACCGUCCGAUCUGGGCGCCCAUGAACGGGAUACGCGCACGACCGUUGGACGGGAAUGUCGCUGGUGGCGCGGCUGGCGCUGCUUGUACCGCUGGUGACGCCGCUGAUGGCGCAUGCAACGCUGCCGGUGCUGGGCGAAAAGCAAACGGUGUGCCUAUUCCGUCUAACGGCUCACCGAUGCCGCCUUAUCACCAAGAAUCCCUUUCAUUCCAGCAGCAAGAACAGCAUCAUCAUCAUCAUCAUCAGCAGCAGCAGCAGCAGCAGCAGCAAGAAAGGCGGCGCGGCGACGAGCAGAGCGGGGUGAAUGGAGCGCACGGCGCGACGCUGGAAAGCGAUGGUGGGAGCGCGCGGAGUGGGGGAAACGGGCGCGGGCAUGGGGCGGGGCGGGUGUGGGAGGGGAGCGCGGGUGCGCGAGAGCAGGCGCAGGCGGAGGCGGAGCGGGAGCGGGAGCGCGAGGACAUGGAGCAGUAUUAUCGUGCGGCGUUGAUGGAGCAUCCGCAGCAGUCGCUCUUCCUGGGCAACUACGCGCAGUUCCUCGCAGAGGGCAAGGACUACGAGCGCGCGGAGGAGGCGUUUCGGCGCGCGGCCGUGGCGAGCCGCGCGGAGGGGGGCGCGGGGGAGGCGGAGGUGCUGGUGGCGUGGGCGAAGGUGGUGUGGGAGGCGGGCGGAGACGCGGAGCGCGCCAUGGCGCUGUUCGAACGCGCUGUGGAGCUCUCGCCUGAUGACUGGUGCGUGCGAGCAGGGGAACGGGCAGGGGAAAAAAGGGGGAAAAGUUUUGUGCUGGCAGCGUAUGCGAGCUUCCUGUGGUCUGCAGAGAGCGGGCAGGAGCCAGCAGCAACGCAGCCUGCUCAGCCUGAUGUUUCGCGUGGAGGAGAUGACCGGCUGUGUUCCUGCCAUUCUCCAGCAACUCUGCAGCAGGCUGGUGACUGCCCUAGUGGUGCCGGUAACUGCUCUCGCUGCUGCGGUGAUCACACCAACUCUGGCACUGGCAGCAGCAGCAGCAGUGAUCUUGCAAGAUAUGUCCUGAAUAGCGAAGCAGCAGCAGCGGACAGCCCAGGCUUGGAAGACGUGAGUCUAAGCAGUUGUAAGGUGGUGUCUCAAGGGCAGGUGCAGGAGCAAGAGCAGCUAGAUGGGCGUGCCAGCCAUCAUCAUCAUCAUAGCAGCAUCGCCUGCUAUGGCACUGCAAGCAAUGGCACUGCAACUCCUAACGGACCCGCUGCUCCUGCUCUUCCUCCCCACCCGCACGCAACCGGCACGUGCAGUGGUGUGGGCAACCCUGGUCGCAGCAGCAGCGCUCUUCUUGGUGUGUCUGCCUUGCCAGCUGUGUGCACUGGCCGCAUGAGUGUGGGCAUGGCUGUGAGCUGCUCCUCUGCUCCAGAGACAAGUUGUCAUCAGUCUGCUGCUGCUGCAGAUGCUACCGCUGUACCCGUGACCCCUCUGCCAUACGUGGAUGCAGCGCAGUCCUAA